CGAGCUUUAGAAGUUUUAGCCCCUACUUCAGUUUUUCAAACCGAAAAACAUUUCUAAAAUUCGGGCCAAACAUAGGCAUUUAAACGAAUUCCAAAAGUAUUGACUAUUGAGUGAUUCACUCAUUCAUCAUUCAAAAAGUAAAGUUCAGUGAUUAGUUUGUUAAUAACCUAAAGUUAAGUGAUCGAUCGCAAUGCCACAAAUCUUACCACCGCCUAUCUUAUUUGUCCCUAUCCACUUUUGGACUGAUACAAAUUCCGACUCCUUUCGAAGUUGGAACCCUAAAUCAUUAGAAAAGGUAAGAUCCCUGUUCUGCUUGACGCUUCAAUCAUGGAGGCAACGAAAGGCAAACAAGCUAGCGGGCUGCUCGAUCAAAUCCUACCCCCGCGACUGGAGGACGCCGGGCUAGAAGACUGCGCACUUCCUCCCGAUUCGAUCAAGGAAGCAUUUCUGAAAGCCGCCUCUGCGGUCAAGUCACGCGCCACCUCCAUCUUCACGGACGAAACCGACGACGGUGGCGAUUGCGUCCAGGACCCUUGGCCGGAGGCAAAGGAUGUUUCCGAUGCCAUUGUCGGAGCGCCUCCCGUCGCCGGUGCUGCGGAUGUGCUGGUCGGAAUAGACGAGGGCUUGGAUGAGCAGGGGAGCUGCGUGGCCGACAAGGGCGGUGGUUUGGUGGAGGAUGGUCGGGAUGAAGUGGUGGUCGGCGGUGGCGAGAUUGAGGAGAAGGAAAGAGGGAAAGGGUGUGUGGACGGUGGUGGGCUCAACAAGGAGAAGAAGGAUCAGAACGGUGAUGACGACGAGGAAGGAGGAGAAGGUGAGAGACCAAUUUUGACGGAAGGGGUUGUGUGAGUCUGUCUUCCUCCUGCUCUAAAGUUUCCCCCUUUACCUGUUGUCCCUCUGGUAAAGUAAUUUCGCAGUUUGUUGUAUGUUGUUCGUGUGCUCUUCUUAGUGCUAGAUAGAUAGAGGUAAAUAUAGCUACUGCUCUGUUUCAGUUUUUUUUUUUUUUUUUGCUGCUUUUCGUUUUCUGUUGUAGUUGAGGUUUCGUGGAACUUGAAUGUUUGUGCGGCUGUUAUGCCGACGGGAGUGGUGAUGUUAAUCUAUAUCUGUUAGAGAUGGAUUCUCUUUGAUGAGAAUCUGUUUAAGGAGUGACUAGAUGGUUUGGUUAAGUGUUGGCAAUGGAGACAAAACGAUGCCAUGAAAUCCAAACUGCUAGUCCUCAUGUAUCCAAAUGCUGCUUUGAGUUGAAAGGUUGCAUUGGUCGACGUUGAUGCUCCGAUCGCAGGAUAAGCCUGUUCCUCUUUGGGAACUCGAGGCCUCCAAGGACUCUGUAGAUAGAAUGUUGGAAUCGCUCUCCUCGAUCCAGAAGAAGUCUGCUUUACCCGUCGUAGGGAAGAAAAGAGCGAUGAGGUCAAUGCACAAGCAAUUGAGGAACUCGUAAACGAACAAGUCGCAUCUAUCUUUCUGGAAUCGAGCUUCUCAUUCAUUGUCCCACGUCGUAGAAUUUCACAUCCGUAGUGAAUGAAGAAGGAAUCUAGAC
Molecule: messenger RNA, 1534 nt
Organism: Linum trigynum
Lineage: Eukaryota; Viridiplantae; Streptophyta; Magnoliopsida; Malpighiales; Linaceae
Source: the annotation of a GenBank genome assembly